UUUAUUAAGCAACAAGUGCCUUUGCAGCCGAAAAUUAAAAAAAAAAAAUUGGGUAUUUGCGAAAACAAAAACAACUAUUUAAAGCGGAAACGAUGUCCAGUGCAGCGCAUAUCCUGGCAUUGCUCUUGGCAUUGGCAUUAGGCUGCACAGCAGUCGAGGCUUUGCUGAAAUGUUGGCGCUGUUCAACCGAUGUCUCCAAUGGUGCCUUCUGCGAUGAUCCCUUCGAUCCAGAAUUUAUUUCCGAUCAACAACGCUACUGGAGCUACGUGAAUUGUUCAUAUUCGGCGGGUUAUAAGUCGGUCAAUGCACGGCCCGUUUGCAAGAAGCUGGUACAAGAAGUUUACGGUAAGCGUGUCAUUUCGCGCUCUUGCUUCUACGAGGACUACGACGAUUCCUCCGAUCGCUGCGGCCACGAAACGACCUCGUCCUACAUCAAAACGGUGUUCUGUCAGACGUGUAGCACAGAUGGAUGUAAUGGCGCCAGCGCCUUCUCGCCCUACGUCGCGCUAGUGCUGCUACCACUUGUAACGGUGCUGAUGAAGCGGUUCAAAUGAACAGCAAUGCGGUGGCAACCUAGUUGAGGCUAUUGAGGACAUAUUCGAAAUUCCAACGUAGCAAUACUUGUAUUUCUUAAAUU
Messenger RNA from Rhagoletis pomonella (apple maggot), 637 nucleotides. RefSeq lists its product as uncharacterized. The coding region runs from base 93 to 554 and encodes 153 amino acids. The transcript has 3 exons. Lineage: Eukaryota; Metazoa; Arthropoda; Insecta; Diptera; Tephritidae. Gene Ontology annotation, biological process: regulation of synaptic transmission, cholinergic; sleep; positive regulation of voltage-gated potassium channel activity. The record is from RefSeq and is a predicted model, not a curated record.